UCAAACGGUGCCUGCUUCCGGAGACGCAAUAGGAACGGCAAAUUGCGAUGCCGCUUUCAGGCAUUGUUUAGGACACGCCCGUGGGGCCUGAAGGGGCUUUGCGUGGCAACGCGAGCAGUUGAAAGUUCAACAGCAAGUUUGGAAGAUGCCGCCCAAAGGAAAAAGUGGUUCUGGAAAAGGGGGAAAAGGGGGAGCAGCCUCUGGGAGCGACAGUUCUGACAAGAAGCCUCAGGGUCCCAAAGGUGGUGGCAAUGCAGUAAAGGUCAGACACAUUCUUUGUGAAAAACACGGCAAAAUCAUGGAAGCCAUGGAAAAGUUAAAGUCUGGAAUGAGAUUCAGUGAAGUGGCUGCACAAUAUAGUGAAGAUAAAGCCAGGCAAGGGGGCGACUUGGGUUGGAUGACCAGAGGGUCCAUGGUGGGACCUUUUCAAGAAGCAGCAUUUGCCUUGCCUGUCAGUGGGAUGGAUAAGCCUGUGUUUACAGAUCCACCGGUGAAGACAAAGUUUGGGUAUCAUAUUAUUAUGGUUGAAGGGAGAAAAUAAAUCAUAUGAAAGACUGAA
Microcebus murinus (gray mouse lemur) is the source of this 559-nucleotide messenger RNA. It is a transcript of the gene PIN4, whose product is annotated as peptidylprolyl cis/trans isomerase, NIMA-interacting 4. NCBI's taxonomy places the organism in Eukaryota, Metazoa, Chordata, Mammalia, Primates, Cheirogaleidae. Gene Ontology annotation, molecular function: DNA binding; peptidyl-prolyl cis-trans isomerase activity. Gene Ontology annotation, biological process: rRNA processing. The record is from RefSeq and is a predicted model, not a curated record.